Molecule: messenger RNA, 3378 nt
Organism: Jatropha curcas
Lineage: Eukaryota; Viridiplantae; Streptophyta; Magnoliopsida; Malpighiales; Euphorbiaceae
Source: RefSeq, a predicted model, not a curated record
GUUCUCUCUCUAAAAAACUUUCCAUUUCAGUUUCUCUCUCUUAAAACACUCUCUCUUUCAUGUAUUUUAUAAAUUGUGAUAUCAUUAUGUUGUAUGAUCUCUCUCUUCUUAUUCUUCUUCUUCAACAAUUUUUCUCUUUACACUUUGCAUUUUCUUUCUUUUUUCUUUCUUUCUGUACAGAGAUAGAAAUAUAAAACAAAGUUAGGGUUUUGUUUUCUCUCUCUCACUUUGACAAACAACAGAAACAGAAACAGAAACGCCAUUUCAUAAAUAUACAUACAGCUUCAUAGGUGAUAUGAAUUGAGACUGUAUCGAUCAGAAUCUUCAAUUAGGCGUAGUUUUGCUUUUAUUUUUAUUUUUGUUCCUUUUGUCUUUCAUUUUUUCCCCUUUAUUUUUUUAUUUUUUGGUAUUAGUUUGAAAUUGAAUUUAGGGUUCGGAUUCCGAUUAUUUAUUUUUUUAAGGAUCGAAGAGGGAUUUUUGGGUAAUUAUGUGAAAUUAAAGGAUGAUUAUUCAUUAUCAUUAUUUAUAGGUGGUGAUUCUGUGAGUGUGGUGGUGGUGGUUGUGUGAGUUGGGGUAAGGGAUUGUGUGAGGAUGACAGAUUUUCAACCUUUACAACAAAAACCUGAAUCUACAGAUGAUGCCCGAACUGAAUUUGAGAGGGGAUUGGAGGAAUUGAUGCGUGGCCAUUUGGAUGAUUGUAUGUCAUUUGCAUCAUGUAGUUCAACUCGUAAUCCAGAUGAUGAGGAUGAUGAGGGGGAUCAGCUUGUCCGUAGAAGACGUAGGUCUGAUCUUGAGGGUGAUGACUUGGCUGAGUCAUCAGCUGCAAGGAGGCGUCACUCUCGCAUUCUAAGCCAAUGGGCUGCUCGCCAGGCACAGGAGAUGAUAACUACACUUGAGAGGAGGAAUCGAGAGUCAGAGUUGAUGGCACUUGCAGGUUUGCACACUGUUUCAAUGCUUGAUUCCUCAUUUUUGAGGGAGUCACAGUCGCCCACUUCAAGAAGACAGGGGGCAGUUGAGCGGCCUAGUACUCAGGCUUCUGCAAUUUUGCAAAUGUGGCGGGAGUUGGAGGAUGAGCAUUUGUUGAAUAGGGCACGAGAGAGAGUGAGGGUCAGAUUGAGACAGCAAAGGAGUGUGGAGUCCAAUACGAAUUUGUCAAGUACAAACAUGUCAGAGAGUCGAGGCAGUGAGAAUCAGGGAAGUUUGGGGGAUGCAAGUGAAAGUGAGAAUGAGUUUGGACCUUGGUCACAUGGGAGGCAAGGGUCACAAAAUGAGCAUGGUGAUAACAAUGCAUCUAGUAGGGAGCAAUCUCCUGACCUUGGUGAAGUUGAGAGGGAGAGGGUGAGGCAGAUUGUCCGCGGGUGGAUGGAGAGUGGCAUUAGUGAUCAUACAUCUAAUAUAUCCCAAAGGAAUGGCAGUUCUAGAGGGGAAUGGCUUGGUGAAACAGAACGUGAAAGGGUUAGAAUUGUUAGGGAGUGGGUGCAGAUGGCAAGUCAGCAUCGAGGAGGUCGUGGAGGACGGAGAGAAGAUCAUGUUGCUGGAGCAGACGCACAAGGUGACAGAGCUCGUGAUGGACCAGCUGCUGACCAUGAUGAAGGACAACCAGAGCAUAUUCGUAGAGACAUGCUGAGGCUACGUGGAAGACAAGCUCUUCUUGACCUACUUGUCAGGAUUGAGCGGGAAAGGCAGAGGGAACUUCAGGGAUUGUUGGAGCAUCGAGCUGUUUCUGAUUUUGCCCAUCGUAACCGCAUACAGUCAUUACUGAGAGGUAGAUUUUUGCGGAAUGAAAGACCAGUUGAAGAGGAGAGACCGCCUUCAAUGGCUGCUAGUGAACUAGUUCAAUUGAGACAACGUCACACUGUUUCUGGAUUAAGGGAAGGGUUCCGCUCUAGGUUGGAAACUAUUGUUCGUGGUCAAGUAAGCGGCCAUUCUGAUAGCACUCCUGAUGAUAAUGUCAAUGAUGUUAGAAAUGAUCAAAGUCAAACAAACACUUCACAGGAUAUCCAACAGGAAGAAAAUGAGCAAUCACAACCUAGGAGUCGAGAAAUUGACAUCCAUCUGCAUUCUGAUCAAACAGACAACUCACAAAGCAACACAGCUGCAAAUAACAUAAAUUGGCAAGAAACUGUUAAUCAAAGAGAGGAUUGGCAAGGAGAAAUAGCAGAUGAUGAACGGCAAAACUGGCAACAAUCAGAUUAUAGUCAGUUCAAUGAAUGGAGAAAUGGUGAUGCAGAACCAAUGGAUGCCAAUUGGCAAGAGAAUUCUGUAAAUGACUGGCCUCAGGAAACUACUGGAAAUCUUCACAGUGAACAAAAUCAUCCACAAGAAGCUGCUGUAAAUUGGCACGAGAAUGGCACGCGGGAAGCUGAAAAUUGGACAGAGGGGCCUUCUGACCCACCAAGAAUGCGACGUGCUGUUCCAGUGCGAAGAUUUAAUAGAUUUCACCCACCUGAUGAUGAGAAUGUAUAUAGUAUGGAACUAAGGGAACUUCUAAGCAGGAGAAGUGUAUCUAAUCUUCUUCGCAGUGGUUUCCGUGAAAGUCUGGACCAAUUAAUACAGUCAUAUGUGGAAAGGCAAGGCCGUGCUCCCAUUGACUGGGAUCUGCACAGAAACUUGCCCACCCCAACUCCCAGUUCACCAGAGCGAGAUGAGGAGCAGCAGAGAGAAGAACAAAAUGAAGAUCAGCAUAAUGCUAGGCGUUCAAUGGUUCUGCCAUCUCCACCUGUGCCCCCACCUCAGCCACUCUGGCACCAGGAUUUGCAUCAUACUAGCUGGUCUCGCCAUAGCAUGCAUCGAUCAGAACUUGAGUGGGAGAUGAUUAACGACUUGAGAGCAGACAUGGCAAGACUUCAGCAAGGAAUGAGCCACAUGCAGAGGAUGUUAGAGGCUUGCAUGGACAUGCAACUUGAGCUACAGCGCUCUGUCAGACAGGAAGUGUCUGCAGCUCUAAAUCGAUCAGCUGGUGAAAAAGGCUUGGGUGCCGAGUCAUCUGAAGAUGGAUAUAAAUGGGGUCAUGUAAGGAAAGGAACAUGUUGCGUUUGUUGUGAUAGCCAUAUUGAUUCUUUACUGUACAGAUGCGGUCACAUGUGCACUUGUUCAAAAUGUGCAAAUGAAUUAGUCCGAGGAGGUGGAAAGUGCCCAUUGUGUCGAGCACCGAUCAUUGAAGUGAUCCGAGCAUACUCCAUACUGUAGAGUGAUCCAGAUGAGAUGGAGGGAAGCGAGAAGUUCCUCAGGAUCUUAUUUGUAGAGUGUCUAGUUGUUGCCAACAGUUUUUCUGAUUAUAUGUGGGAAUGUUAUGCAAUGUAUAAUUGGAUUAACAAACGGCACCUCAAUUCUUCAUUCUUCCGUAAAUAAAAUGAUGUUUUGUUAGAAUAUUUUUUA